Alternaria triticimaculans is the source of this 1983-nucleotide messenger RNA. RefSeq lists its product as uncharacterized. The record is from RefSeq and is a predicted model, not a curated record. The transcript is spliced from 3 exons. NCBI's taxonomy places the organism in Eukaryota, Fungi, Ascomycota, Dothideomycetes, Pleosporales, Pleosporaceae. Bases 1 to 1983 code for a protein of 660 amino acids.
AUGGACGAUCCAACAAGCACGACAACAAGCGCACAACAUGACCCUCACCAGCACCAUCAUGCACACAUUGGUCACCACACGGGCAAGAGGCUGAAACACUUUCUGAGACCAGAUGGAAGAAAGGUGCACAUUGCGAGUUCCCCCGAUGAAGCAAAUCACAUGAGGAGGAAGCUGAGCAAUGCGAGCGAGAAAGAAGACUUCGACCUAUUCAUCCAUGGAUCUCCCGAACAUAUCGAAGCACUCCGCCACACCCACGCCCACCACACAGCACACCACCGCCAACUGCACCUGGACCACGGCGACCUAGCUCAAGAAUUCGAGCGCGUAAUCCGCGACCUCGACACCCUCUCCACCGAACUCCACAUGCUAACCUCGCACGCCGUGCAACUCGACGCCAACUUCUCCAAAUACGGUUACUCAGCCCAUCUUCGCACCAAAGACGGCCCAUCAACGGACUCCCUCGCCGACUCCUCCUUCGACAAAGAAACAUGGCACUCUGAUCGUCAACACGGUACAGCAAUUCACUUCUACCAAAAGCCCAUCGUACGACAAUACUUCCAUAAGGGCCUGCUGUGGCGCGCAAAAGAAGCACAGGAGGUAGCUAGCUACGAACUCUUCAUCGACCUCUUCUACGUGGGCAUUAUUGCCAUAACAGGCGAUUCUGCAGCUGAACAUCCCACGGCGCAGUCCUUGCUUCGUUUCGCAAUUACCUUCAUCAUGGGCUGGAAGUUCUGGACGGAUAUCGGGGUGCUGGUGUCGUGGUUCGAUAGCGACGACGUGAUCAGGCGGGUAUCUGUGCUCUUUCUGCUAACGUGUUUGCUGGGUUUUACGACGAACAUGGUUGAGGCGUGGGAGAGGACGUACGCACCACUUGUGGGAUUCUAUCUCGCGGCGAGACUGUUUGUGACGAGUUGCUGGAUUUGGUACGCAUGGCGUAUUCCCAUGGUGAGGGGAAGUAUGUUGGGGAAUGCGUUACUCUCUUUGAUCCCGGCGGCGCUUUGGAUGGCGAGCGUGAGUGUGGAGGAACCGAAGCGACAGGGAUUUAUUUGGGUGGCUAUUCUGUUUGAUCUCUUUGGUCAGUUUGCCAUGGUGUUGCUUCAGCGACCGGGGUCGCCCAUCGCGCCGUUCGUACCUGAGUCUUGGAAGAGGAGUCUGGAGUUCUAUCCCGCGACAAAUAUUGAGCAUCGGAUUGAGCGGACGAAUGCGUUUGUCACGCUGGUGUUCGGGUCUUGCGUGUUGGGCUUGCUGUACCAGAGUAGUGUGGCGAUGGGGAUCAAUGCGUUCUUUGGAAAGGCGGUAUUGGGCCUGGUGCAGACGUUCGUGUUGAACUGGGUGUACUUUGAGAUUGACUCAUUCAAUCUGCAUACGCAUGCUAUCCGCCGACAUGUGUUUUCCGCUUUGACAUGGUUCUCCGCCCACCUCCCCUUCAUCAUGUCCUUCGUCCUAUCCGCAUCAGCCCUCGGGGUCUUGGUCCGCGCCCACGACACUGCCUCCGCACCCCUAGAAUCCCUAUCAGAAACCUUCAUUCCCCGUUCCGAAGAGCACAUCUCCGAAGGCCUAGUCUGGUUCUACUGCGGCGGUCUAGGCAUCUCACUCCUCUGCCUCACUGUCAUAUCAGCAACACACGUCCACCGCACGAUUCCCAACCAGCGCCUCCGCAAGCCCGUGCGUCUCCUCUUCCGCGCUGCUGUUUCUGUCAUCAUAUUCACACUACCGCUCGCGCACCUCGAUAGCCUGCGGUUGAUAGCAACGACCACGGGAUUAGUCGUGUCUGUGCUGGUGCUUGAAUUGGUUGGCGCGGCGUGCUGGGGCGAGAACUUCUUCUGGGAAAAGGAGUGUAAGAGGGAUCAAGCGACGUAUAGUGCGAGGUGUGCGGUUAAGAGAGAGGAGUUGGAGAAGAGUGUUCGGGAGGGGACGGUUGUGGAUGUGGAGGAGAUUGCGAGGAGAGAGGGUGGGGAGAAGGGCGUUGUUGGUGUGGUUUGA